Molecule: messenger RNA, 2492 nt
Organism: Salvelinus sp. IW2-2015
Lineage: Eukaryota; Metazoa; Chordata; Actinopteri; Salmoniformes; Salmonidae
Source: RefSeq, a predicted model, not a curated record
AUGCCAUGGCAUGGUGUACGCCCGGCACGCCCUCCGUCUGGCGGACAGGAGGAGAGCCUUCCUGGUGGUGCGAGCGAGGGAUCAGAAAACCAAGGAGGAGUGGAACACACGCGUUCACCUCCACCUCCGGACAGAUGGACAGGGAGAGACAACAGAACACAACAAACAGGUGAACUCAGUGAUGCAGCUGUGAUCAUGUUUCCAUGGCGUAGCGUGGUCGUCAGGGGUGACGGAUCUCUGAGGCGGGUAAAGAGGGACUGGGUCAUCCCCCUCAACGUCCCUGAGAACUCACGAGGACAGUUCCCAGAGGAACUAGUCAGGAUCCGGUCGGACCGUGAUAAGAACCGUCUCCUCCGGUACAGUGUGACUGGACCCGGUGCUGAUCAGCCUCCGACCGGGAUCUUCAUCAUCAACCCUAUCUCUGGUCAGCUCUCUGUGACCAAACCCCUCGACCGCGAACUCAUCUCCAACUUCCAUCUGCGAGCCCAUGCUGUGGACCUGAAUGGGAACCAGAUAGAGAACCCCAUAGACAUUGUCAUCAAUGUCAUAGACAUGAACGACAACAGACCAGAGUUCACACACACCAUCUACAACGGAUCAGUACCAGAAGGCUCCAAACCAGGGUCCUUUGUGAUGACAGUGACAUCAGUGGACAAGGACGACCCUAAGACAGCCAAUGGGAUGCUCCGAUACAAGAUUAUAUCUCAGAACCCUGAGAGUCCUUCUUCCAACAUGUUCACCAUCAACAACAAGACAGGAGGCAUCAUCACUGUAGCAGCAGGCCUCGACAGAGAGAAAGUUCCUCAGUACACACUGAUAAUCCAGGCUACUGACAUGGAGGGGAACCCCACCUACGGCCUGUCUAACACAGCUACAGCUAUCAUCAGGAUCACUGACGUCAAUGAUAACCCCCCAGAGUUCACCGCUGACACAUUUUAUGGAGAUGUGCAUGAGAACCGUGUGAAUGUGAUCGUAGCUAACCUGACAGUGACAGAUAAGGACCAGCCCCAUACUGCAGCCUGGAGGACUGUGUACAGGAUCACCGCUGGAGACCCCACUGGACGCUUCUCCAUCCCCACUGACCCCACCACCAACGAGGGACUGGUCACUGUGGUCAAGCCCAUAGACUAUGAGGGGAGUCGUUCCUUUGUGUUGACGGUGCUGGCUGAGAAUGAGGUUGCCCUGGCCCGUGGUAUCCACCUGCCCCGUCAGUCCACCGCUACCGUGUCUGUACGCAUUGCAGAUGUCAACGAGAGCCCAGAGUUCUCCCCCAACCCUAAAGCCAUCAAACUGGAGGAGGGGCUACCAGCCGGCUCGCUACUCACCACAUUCACAGCACAYGACCCUGACAGAUACAUGCAGCAGAACAUACGGUAUUCAAAGCUGUUUGACCCUGCUAAUUGGUUGGAGAUAGACCCUGUAAAUGGGCGGAUCUCCACCAUCGCUGUGCUGGACAGAGAGUCUCCAUAUGUGAAGAAUAACCUCUACAACAUCACCUUCAUGGCCUCUGACAAUGGCAUUCCCCCUGCCAGUGGUACGGGUACGUUACAGAUGUACCUUUUAGACAUAAACGACAAUGCUCCUCAUGUCUUCCCUCCGGAAGUGGAGAUGUGUGAGAAGCCUGAGCCCAACGCCAUCAACAUCACKGCCAGCGACCCCGAUCUGACCCCUAACGCCGGCCCCUUUGCCUUCGAACUGGCCAACCGGCCAGCAGACGCACGACGAAACUGGACCCUCACACGCCUCAAUGUGGUUUCAAUCAUCAUCACAGACUCAGGCAACCUGCCCAUGUCCAAUACAUCCUACCUGCAGGUCAAGGUGUGUCAGUGUGAUCACCAUGGAGAUUGUGUGGACAUGGAACGCAUCAUCGCAGCAGGCCUGGGCACUGGAGCCAUCAUCGCCAUCCUCAUCUGUAUCAUCAUAAUGCUAGUGAUGGUGUUGUUCUUUGUGAUGUGGAUGAAGAGGAGGGAUAAGGAACGUCAGGCCAAGCAGCUGCUGAUCGACCCGGAGGACGAUGUCAGAGACAACAUACUGAAGUACGACGAAGAGGGAGGAGGAGAGGAGGACCAGGACUAUGACCUGAGCCAGCUGCAGCAGCCCGACGCGUUGGAGACAGAAAUGGUGAAGGUGGGGAUCCGACGUAUGGAUGAGAGGCCCCUACACCAGGACCACCUGUACCCCCUCCGUUCUGCUGCACCCCACCCCGGAGAUAUAGGAGACUUCAUCCACGAGGGUCUGAAGGCAGCUGAUAACGACCCGACGGCGCCCCCCUACGACAGCCUGCUGGUUUUUGACUAUGAGGGCAGCGGCUCCACCGCCGGCUCCCUCAGCUCCCUUCACUCGUCUUCCUCCGGCGGAGACCAGGACUACGACUACCUCAGUGACUGGGGCCCGCGCUUCCGCAAGCUGGCAGACCUCUACGGAGGAGGGGACGACUAGGACUAGCCCCUUGCUGGGGCCGGAGAGGGGUCUGGGAAGGGGCGAUUGGUGGG